GGCCCCAUGAAAAUAUUUAUCGCGGGCCCCAGAGAUAUCAGAGAUAUGUCUCACGGGAAAAAAACUGAAAGAACUUUUAAAGUUUUUGUCACUGUAGAUCAAAUUAUGUUCUCUUUGCUUUAUUUUAAAUGUAAACGGAAAUGGCUGUAUUUCACAACCUACUGAUAAAUCGUAUAUGAUUUAAAUUCCACUCUUCCUCUUAGGGCCCCCUGAAUCUACCUCACCUUUCAACCCCAUAGGGCAGAUUUUCAGCUUGACCACAUUAAGAAUACAUGGACAAGCACACAUGGAAUCUUUAGUUUGUAGACCUGUUGUAUAAGUAAGGGACAAUGCCUGCUUAUACCAUGGUCACUUGCCAAAGAAAAUAAAUUAAGACCAUUCAUUGAUAUUUUCAUGCAUUUUACAAUCCAAAUAUAACGUUUUUCACAAGCCAUAACUUUGUUUCCCUGGUAACGCCUUUGUGCUUCAGCGUUGGUGUUACGUUGUUGCGCAAAAUUUACUCAAAGCAAUUCAUGCUCCCUUUUAGGUUGCGCGUGUUGCCAAGCAAUUUACCGCCAGAACAGUAGGUGGAGUAAUAUGUGGAGGAAAGUUUUUCGUUGAAGACGACCUCGAGAAUGACGUCUUUGUCUGUGGGAGUCGUUGGUUUGUUUAUGUGCCAGAUCGUGUUCUCCCCAUACACAGUGAAUGAUGGCAACAGACAGAGGAACAGGGGUGAUGAAGUUGUUGAUCAUUGGGGUUGUAUAAAUGUGCAUAUCUCUCUACAUUUUAAAACGACAUAAUGUGUUGGCAGCAAAGUUAACUUCACUUCAGGUUAAUGCUUUUGUAUAUGAGCCUGCCGGGUGAUACUCCAGACAGGAAGUAGUAACCAGACCAGCAAACCAAUCACAGCCUUGCAGGCUGGGCUGCUCGCGUAAAAGCUUACGUAAAAAAUGACGCAAGUCUAGAAAAAUCACCCGACGCACGCAAGACGUGAGAAGUCGCGCAAGGGGGGCGCAAGGGCGCGCAAGGGCCUCUUGCGCUUGCGCUUACGCUUACGUAACCGAGCAUAAACCAGCCUUUAAUACCUGGAACAACCAUUACGCUCCCGUAAGGGUUCUUAUGCAUCGGACACGUUGUUCACUCCCCUAGUAAUUUGGACAGACCUUAGCUACGAAUUGGCAACGGAGGUAUUCUAGUCCGCUCAGCUAUGAGCCAGAGAGCUAACAUUAUGCAUUGUACAUAUUUAUAAUUCGAAAUUCGUCCCAGCCUUUAUACCACAGAUACUCUAGGGUCUAUAGCAUAUAACCGCGUGGUCUGAUUACAGUUUAAUUCAUUUUUCACAAUUUACCAGCUCUCGUUUUGAAUACCGAAUCACCACGCCAUUUGUUUCAAUGGGAAUCGCGACGGUCCAUACUUUCAACAUAAAGUGUACAAAUUUAUAAUUUGAAAUUCGUCCCAGCCUUUAUACCACAGAUACUAUAGUGUCUAUAGCAUAUAACCGCGUUUUCUGAUUACAGUUUAAUGCAUUUUUCACAAUUUACCAGCUCUCGUAUUGGAUGCUGAACAGAUUAUUUGACUGGAACUACAGGCGUCCGUAUAUCAGUUAAAGCACACCCUUCAGCCAAUCAGAAUCGAGUAUUCCCCCAGACCGUGGGAAUAAACAGUUUCAUAUAAAUAAACAGUUUCCUGUGUGCUUGUAUGGCGACAACCCUCAUUCUCAUAUAACCGUCACAAAAUCCCUGUGAUUUGGGAUUAACAUUCCUGGUGGACUCAAUUGAGACGCAUUGUCAAAUGAUUUUCCGCGUGAACAGUUUUAUAAAACAGCAAGCCUCGGUGUCGAUUGGGCUGAAUUUUUUUUCUUUCCUGAGAGACGUUGGGUUAUCGAGUUUCUUCGAGCAGUUGGUGGGGAAUGCAAAGUGUUGUUGUUGUCAAUGUUGACACUACAGUCCUUGAUAGUUGGGCCUGUCGGAGCCUGUGAGAGGACAAGCAGUUUAGGACGGUUGCAUUGUAUUGUUCCACAGCAUGAAGUGCGUGAGGGAUGCUGGCUGUCAUUGGUUUUCCUGGCCUGCCUGCUCGCUGUUUGUUGGCUGUAUGUUUGUAUGGUUACAUUCAAUGACAGAGAGGAUGUUAAUUGGAAGGGCUUCACAAUUCUGAAAAAGUGGGUGAACUGGUUCAUGGUGGCGAUCAUUAUAUUUGCUGUGUUGACCUUCUACUACGCACUGCUGCUGGUCUUUGCACUGUUCCAAAUUGCCUUGAAAGAACCACUUGAAUUGCACUGCGUACACCAGGUCUUUCUGUUAAUGGGUGUACUAUUUGUGGCCUUGGCUGUUGCUGCAUUUACCCAUGGGUGGCCAGGGGAAUGGCCCACGGUCGCCGUCUCACUCCAGGCCACAGGCCCCUUCUUGCAGAUGGGUGCUGUGGUAGCACUGACUCUUCUCAGCUGGUUCGUCAUCCAGAGAGUUCACAAAGCUCGCAGAGUAGGAUCCAAGAUCCUUCUGUCGCUGGUGUUUUCUAUCAUAGUUAUAGCUGUGUACCUGAGUCCCCUACUUAUCCGGUGUCAUACCCCCUGCCUGUCUGACGACAUCCCUCCCAAACCUGAGCUCAUUGGCCACCGAGGUGCACCCAUGCUGGCCCCUGAGAACACCAUGAUGUCGUUCGAGAGGAGUGUGGCAUGCAACGUGACAGCCUUCGAAACAGACGUGCAGAUCAGUGGAGAUGGGGUUCCCUUCCUCAUGCACGACCAUGACGACUUCUUUCUGCGGACAACAGACGCGAAGCACAAGUUUGCUGGGCGGGACUUCAACAAGAGCGGCAAGCUAACGUUGGAGGAGCUCCAGGACCUGAAUGCCGGUGACUGGUUCCUCAAGACAGACCCUUUCUACACGGUGUCACAGCUGUCACCUGAGGAGAAGGAGAUGGCAACCAAUCAGACCGUUCCCUCCUUAGUUCAGCUCCUUGACCUGGCUCAGAAAAAUAACAUUUCCAUCCUGUUUGACCUCAAAAACGAGAACGGAACCAACGACACCAACAUAGUUGUUGAAACCAUCCUGAUGUCUGGGAUCGACCCCCGUCUGAUCUUCUGGCUUCCACCAACACAACGAAGCGACGUAAAGAAGAGUGCGCCGGGAUUCAAACAGUACUAUAACAACAUCUCUGAUAUGAAAAAGGAAGGAGGAACUUCCCUGAAUUUGAAGUACAACAGCUUGAACACAUAUGAACUCAGGAAACUAGAUGAGGAGAACAUAACUGUGAACCUAUGGGUGGUGAAUGAGAGCUGGCUCUUCUCUCUGCUGUGGUGCACGGGGGUCAGUUCCGUCACCACCAACUCCUGCCACCGAUUCCAAAAAAUGACGCAGCCGGACUGGACCUUGGGACCCACACAGUAUACAGCAAUAUGGAUUACAGUGGACCUGCUGUCGUUGCUGAUAAUGUCUGGGCUCAUUUACAAAAGUUUGCUGGUGCAAAGAAAGAAGAAAAACAGGGUGACUGUCUCGAACGGACACGAACUAAAUCCCUUCUUGCCCUAGAGUUUACCUCAAAAGUGAAAGAGCAAGCGUCUGUCCCCUCCUUGCCCAGCAGAACGGUAUGGUCCUGGAUCAAGCAGAAUGGCUCUUGGUUCAAAUUAUACCAUCACUGUACAUUUAACUUAAAUUAAUACAGUUUGAAGCAAUAAAGGCUGGGCCCAUUGCACUCAAGAUAUUAAUUAAUUAUUGACAUGAAACGUCCCCUUUAAAUUCACUGUUUUCCUUACGACUGCUGCAUGUUUUCUAUUUAGAAAAGUAACAUUUGUUAUCUUCACUAUUUUUUCUUCUUAAAGCUACACUGGAAUGUUUACGAUUUGUUGAUAACAUAAGUUCAUGUGCUGUAACUUUUGGGGUUGUCUGGUUCUCCGUUUUUUGAGGUUUCUACUAAAUGUUUUAUAAAUCUGUAAAAUAAUUAUAUUGAUAUUGUUUAAAUCUUCAUCACAUUUAUACAGUUUUACAUGACCUUGGUAUUUUUGUAAGUGUUUCGUGAAGAGAGGUAAAGAGAUGUGAGAAUGAAUCCACUUUUCUAAAUCAUGUAAAUUCAAUUUAAAUUGAGAACAUAGAAUGUCCAGUUGUUGAUGCCUUUUUUAAACUUUUUCAUUAUAUAGGAGUGCUCACUUUAUGACCACAAGGUGGCAGACUUUCCCAGUCAGAAAAAAUGGUAGCCUACUUGCUGACGCGCCAAGUUUUUUUUAAUGCGACAUUCAAUUAACGAAGCCAGUCUACUAUAUAUUAUUUUAUUUGAUAAUAGCUAUAUACAUCUCCAUCGAUAAUAAAUAAUGAAAG
Gadus chalcogrammus (walleye pollock) is the source of this 4289-nucleotide messenger RNA. RefSeq names its product glycerophosphodiester phosphodiesterase domain containing 2 (gene gdpd2). Bases 1911 to 3506 code for a protein of 531 amino acids. The transcript has 14 exons. Gene Ontology annotation, biological process: lipid metabolic process. Gene Ontology annotation, cellular component: membrane. Gene Ontology annotation, molecular function: glycerophosphodiester phosphodiesterase activity. The record is from RefSeq and is a predicted model, not a curated record. NCBI's taxonomy places the organism in Eukaryota, Metazoa, Chordata, Actinopteri, Gadiformes, Gadidae.